GAAGCAGCCUCGGGCUGAGGUUUAAACCAGUUUUGGAUAGCCUUGGAGAACAGAAAAAGCAUUCAGUGCUCAACUGGAAGGAGAUAUCGUGUGGAUUCUUGGUGGGGUUCGAAUGUGGAAGUUGUCGCAGAUAAGGUCGCUGCUGAUGUUGCUGCGAGAGAAUGCCUUGAUUAGCACCAUUCAGUGAUGGGCUGUGGGACAAGCAAAGUGCUUCCCGAGCCCCCCAAGGAUGUUCAGCUAGAUCUGGUUAAGAAGGUAGAGCCUUAUACUGCUCAUAACAAUGACAUGUACAAACACUUCAUCAAGGACGAUGGCGGGACUCCUGUCAAAGCUGGCUCUCCUUCCCCUCCUCGGCACACCAACCCCUAUCCCAGUGGCCACCUGCCUAUGCACUUGGAGCAGCCUGAGACCCGCAAGAACAAGGUGGCAAAGUACCGUGCCAAAUUUGACCCCAGAGUGACAGCCAAGUAUGACAUCAAAGCCCUGAUUGGUCGAGGAAGCUUUAGCCGUGUUGUGCGAGUGGAACAUAAGGCUACUAAGCAACCCUAUGCAAUCAAGAUGAUAGAGACCAAGUACCGGGAAGGGAGGGAAGUGUGUGAGUCAGAGCUUAGCGUCUUGCGACGUGUCCGGCACACAAAUAUCAUCCAACUCAUUGAGGUGUUUGAGACCCAGGAUCGGGUCUACAUGGUGAUGGAGUUGGCCACAGGAGGGGAACUGUUUGAUCGAAUCAUUGCCAAAGGUUCUUUCACUGAGAGAGAUGCUACCCGUGUGUUGCAGAUGGUAUUGGAUGGAGUCAAGUACUUGCAUACACUGGGCAUCACGCAUCGGGACUUAAAACCAGAGAAUUUGCUGUAUUACCAUCCUGGAACAGAUUCAAAAAUCAUGAUCACAGACUUUGGGUUGGCAAGUGCCCGGAAGAAAGGAGAUGACUGUCUAAUGAAGACUACAUGUGGGACACCAGAGUACAUUGCCCCAGAGAUCUUAGUCCGGAAACCGUAUACCAAUUCUGUCGACAUGUGGGCACUGGGUGUGAUCUCUUAUAUCCUCCUGAGCGGGACUAUGCCAUUUGAGGAUGACAACCGUACCCGCUUGUACCGGCAGAUCCUGAAAGGAAAGUACAGUUACUCAGGGGAGCCCUGGCCCAGUGUAUCCAAUCUAGCCAAGGACUUUAUUGAUCGCUUGCUCACCGUGGAUCCCAGUGACAGGAUGACAGCCCUUCAAGCCUUGAAGCAUCCAUGGGUGGUCAGCAUGGCAGCCUCUUCAUCCAUGAAGAACUUGCACCGCUCCAUCUCUCAGAACCUCCUCAAGCGGGCGUCCUCUCGCUGCCAAAGCACCAAGUCUGCCCAGUCCACCCGCUCUAGCCGCUCCACCAAAUCCAAUAAGUCACGGCGUGUGCGAGAACGGGAGCUCCGGGAGCUCAACCUACGCUACCAGCAGCAAUACAAUGGCUGAGAACUUUGCAAUGAACAGCCAGAAGUCUUCCCAGAUGCACUUCCCCUGGCAUGGGUGUGCAGCAAUCUACACCUCGCACUUGGUGUGGAGAACACCAGGGCUCCUCGCUCUCCUCCUCCAGGAGUGACCCUCUGUGCCCACUGAGCAUGGAGGAGAUAGGGCUUUCUGGUGGCCACUGCAUCCCUGUCACCACCCCUGAGUGCUUCUUGCUCAGGUGGAUUGUGUUACAGAGCCAAAUGCAGAAAGUGGAGUUGUGAGAACCUUCCCUGUACUCAGUCAGGAACAGAGAAGGUCAAAGUCCAAGUGCCUUGAGCAGUGAGUAAUAAAGGAGCCACUUAAGAAGAGUCCCCUCCUUAACCCAGGA
Messenger RNA from Alligator mississippiensis (American alligator), 1816 nucleotides. RefSeq names its product protein serine kinase H1 (gene PSKH1). Gene Ontology annotation, molecular function: protein kinase activity; ATP binding. The transcript has 4 exons. The record is from RefSeq and is a predicted model, not a curated record. Gene Ontology annotation, biological process: protein phosphorylation. The coding region runs from base 187 to 1452 and encodes 421 amino acids. Lineage: Eukaryota; Metazoa; Chordata; Crocodylia; Alligatoridae.